AUGGCGCCCCCAUCUGUCACCGUCUAUACUUUGCGCGGUGGUUUUCUUGCGGGAGAUGUAUUCUAUGGCACGGUGGAGUUGAAUUUCCGCGCGCUUCAAGAAGAACAGGUAGAAGAAGUUCACGUAAAGCUCAGGGGUUACGCCGCGACUUCUAUAUUCCGUAACAAUCAAAGAGCAAGACAAAUCGUGGAGCUAGUCCGCCUUGAUCAAUCGCUCUGGACUCGCGGGACCCUUUAUCCCCCGCCUGGAUCAGACGUUCUCUCCAUCCCGUUUAGGUUUUUGCUACCAGCAGAACUGCCGCCUUCGUUUAUCUUUCGUCACCCCGUCGCUGACGCCUAUAUUCGCUAUCAUGUCGAAGCGGUCGGAGUGCGGCCAGGCUUGCUGAAGAUGAACAAGCGAUGCCUCCGGCCCUUCAUCGUAUUCACUCCUGAUGAAGCUGGUUCACUUGUAAAACCAGAAUUGCAGAUUGGUCAGCUUUGGACAGGAGCCUGGUUGACUGCUACGGAGCAUAAGCGUAUACGUCGAGCCUUUUGGGGAGAUUACGGCGAUGUACAAUUGGAGUUCAAACGUCCCUCCGCCGUUGUCUAUCCUGUUCUUUCAGACAUACCGUUUGUGAUAACCAUCGCAACGAUUAGUAAGCCGAUCAAGUUGGAAGACGGUAAAAAGCCAUGGCCGUCCCCGCCACUAGAGCCGAGUGCAGUUCACCUCGAACUGAAGCACACAGUCUGGGUGCAAGCGGGAAUAUGGGAUCAGACCAGCACUCAAACCCUCACCUCGUUGGGCGGCAUGGGCGGGUCAAUUGGGAGCGUUAGUAUUGAGACUCACGAAGAUGAGUGGCUCCCAGAUGAUGAGGAUAAGAAAAAGGGAAGAUGGCGCAAGAAGGUGUCAUUCAGCUCUUCUUUCAAACUCAAACACACCCCUACGUUCAAUUUUCCGUUCAUCACACUCGAGUACUUCUUGCAUGUCAAAGUUCAUUUCGGCGGCCUCCUCAACAGCCUGAGCAUAGACAUUCCGACCACGGUCGGCUCCGGCAUGACGCCUCUCACGGGAGACGUCGACCUUGAUAACCAACGCGAUGAGGCUUUACCGCGCUUCGAGGACCUUGAUCUCCCUCCGUAA
Messenger RNA from Laetiporus sulphureus 93-53, 1119 nucleotides. RefSeq lists its product as uncharacterized. Gene Ontology annotation, biological process: protein transport. The record is from RefSeq and is a predicted model, not a curated record. Gene Ontology annotation, cellular component: cytoplasm. Lineage: Eukaryota; Fungi; Basidiomycota; Agaricomycetes; Polyporales; Laetiporaceae. The coding region runs from base 1 to 1119 and encodes 372 amino acids. The transcript has 4 exons.